AUGCCGCUUACUUCUUUUUCGUCGAUGCCACCAUCUUCCUCACGUUUUGUCCCGCGCUACGAGAGAUUCACACACGAGGACUGCGGGCAAACCUCCCUCCACAUCCGCAGCCACUCCCAUUACUGCUACUUUUGUCAUCCUUCUUAUCACCUUACCCCGUCCUUCUUGUCACAACCGACCACCCUUGUUAGUAACCGGGUAUCUAUCUAUCUAUCUAUCUAUCUAUCUAUCUAUCUAUCUAUCUCAGUCUAUUCAUAUCUAUCUCAGUCUAUUCAUAUCUAUUCAUAUCUAUCUAUCUAUCUAUCUAUCUAUCUAUCUAUCUAUCUAUCUAUCUAUCUAUCUCAGUCUAUUCAUAUCUAUCUAUCUAUCUAUCUAUCUAUCUAUCUAUCUAUCUAUCUAUCUCAGUCUGUUCGUAUCUAUCUCAGUCUAUUCAUAUCUAUCUAUCUAUCUAUCUAUCUAUCUAUCUAUCUAUCUAUCUAUCUAUCUCAGUCUAUUCAUAUCUAUCUAUCUAUCUAUCUAUCUAUCUAUCUAUCUCAGUCUAUUCAUAUCUAUCUCAGUCUAUUCAUAUCUAUGUAUCUAUCUCAGUCUAUUCAUAUCUAUCUAUCUAUCUAUCUAUCUAUCUAUCUAUCUAUCUAUCUAUCUAUCUCAGUCUAUUCGUAUCUAUCUCAGUCUGUUCUUAUCUAUCUCAGUCUAUUCAUAUCUAUCUAUCUAUCUAUCUAUUUUGUCCUUAAAAAAAUUCAUUUACAAAAUAUUUUUUUUAAAAAUGUUAGUUAA
This is a messenger RNA of Acanthosepion pharaonis, 774 nucleotides long. NCBI's taxonomy places the organism in Eukaryota, Metazoa, Mollusca, Cephalopoda, Sepiida, Sepiidae. The record is from the annotation of a GenBank genome assembly.